AUGAUAAUAAAAACUUAUAAGUACUAAAUUAUUUUCAUUUUAGUAGCUUUUGUAGGAGUAUUCGCUUUCCAAGAUUUUGUCUCACAUGAAAAUAUUAAUCUCAAGGAUUUUAAUAACUGCGAUAUUGAAGUAUAAAAUAACCUUUGCUUAUUUAAUGGAGAUCUAGUUGUUAAUACUCCAGAAGUUGAUUCUUCUCUAAUAGCAUUAGUCAGCUUUGAUAAAUCAAGAAUCAUGGACGAAUCUUUAUCAAAAGCAACAAUUUAUAACAAAAAUAUUCAAGAAUCUACUGGCCUCAAGGGUUAUGGAAGAAGUGGACGCUUGAGCAAAAAAGAAAGCUUUCUAUAAAUACACAAUCUGCCUAAAAUAGAAUAGGAAUAUUCAAUAUAAUUCUCUUUGUUCAUACAUUAGAUAUUUAAAGAAGAUGUAACUUCUUUUGAUGACAAAAAAAUUAGAAUACUCCAAAAGUUUCAUUCAGAUGAUAAAAAAAAUUUGAAAUUGACAUUUGGGUUAGAUUCAAAAAGAUUAUUUUUAUCUUUACCUGUAGGAACAGAUGCUACUUUUAAGACCCUAGAAUCGUUUUCUAGAAUUUAAUUAAGAAAGUGGGUAUAAAUCACUAUUGUGAAAUCUGAUGAUAAGAUUAAGCUAUAUAUUAAUGGUUCCCUAGAAGGUUACAUAUCCCCUUCUGAUAAAUUUACUUAUGAAAUUGAGCAAAAUCCUUUUAUUUCUUUUGGAAAUUAAUUGGCUGUUGAUAAAUCCACAGAUGAAAACUUUUUAGAUUACUUGAUUGAUGAUGUUAGAGUUUACAAUAGAGUUUUACAAAGCCAUGAGAUAUUUGCUAAAUCAGAGCAAUUUCUAGGUGGCACUUCCAGUGAUUUCUACAGAUUUUCAUGCAGAAAUUGCCCCAGAACUCAAGUUGCUUGUCCAUAAGAUUAUCAUAUUUGUAAUUCUUUUGAAAUUCUUUCAUAAGGAUUCCAAUAUGCAAGAUCAAUGGGAUGGGUAGAUCCCAUAAGUCCCUUUAUAUGGACAAGCGAAGGUAUGAUUAACAGUAAAUUGGAUGGCUAGGUUGGUUUAGGUAUGUGUUGCAAGGAUAUUGUGUAUCAAGGAUGA
Messenger RNA from Tetrahymena thermophila SB210, 1107 nucleotides. Its product is annotated as concanavalin A-like lectin/glucanase family protein. The record is from RefSeq and is a predicted model, not a curated record. Lineage: Eukaryota; Ciliophora; Oligohymenophorea; Hymenostomatida; Tetrahymenidae. The transcript has 6 exons.